CAUCUCCGCAAAGUCUGAGUUGCUGGCGCUGGGCUAGGGAAGGGGGAGAAAGCCGAGCCAGGCUCAGCCUUGCAUCCACCCAUAGGGCCUACCAAAACCCAGAAGAAGAUCGCAGCUUGGGCGUCGGAGUCACCUCCUGGGCAGCCUACGAGGUGAGAGGCCCUGAGGAGCAUGGGACAGGUUAUGGGACUCCUGGAGCUGGAGGCUCCGUUUCGCUCUCCCCAUAGCAACCCCAGAGAAGCCUAAGCGCUCAGAUGGCUAACAACACGGGAAUAAGCGCCACCGAACUCGUGGGCUCUGUGGGGUUGAUCUUGGCGAUUCUCGUAGAGGUGGGGGCCGUGCUGGGCAAUGGCACGCUGCUCGUGGUGGUGCUGCGCACUCCCGGGCUGCAAGAUGCCUUCUACCUGGCGCACCUAUGCGUUGUGGACCUGCUGGCAGCCGCCUCCAUCAUGCCUCUGGGCCUGCUGGCCGGGCCGCCCGGGCUGGGGAGUGUGCCCCUGGACCCCUCAUCAUGCCGGGCGGCACGCUUCCUCUCAGCGGCUCUGCUCCCCGCCUGCACACUCGGCGUGGCUGCUCUCGGCUUGGCGCGCUACCGUCUCAUAGUGCACCCGCUGCGGCCAGGCGCGCGCCCGGCGCCAGCGCUAGUGCUCACGGCGGUGUGGGCGGCGGCCGCGCUCCUGGGAGCGCUCUCCUUGCUCGGGCCACCUCCCGCGCCACCACCGGCUCCGGCUCGCUGCUCCGUCCUGGCCGGAGGACUCGGGCCCUUCCGGCCGCUCUGGGCCCUGCUGGCCUUUGCGCUGCCUGCCCUGCUGCUGCUGGCCGCCUACGGUAGCAUCUUCCUGGUGGCGCGGCGCGCCGCCCUCCAGCCCCCGCGAGGGACACGGCACCGCUCCGACUCUCUAGACAGCCGCCUCUCCUUCUUGCCACCCCUCCGGCCACGUUUACCUGGGGGCAAGGCGGUCCUGGCCCCAGCCCUGGCCUUGGGCCAGUUUGCAGCCUGCUGGCUGCCGUAUGGCUGUGCAUGCUUGGCACCCGCGGCGCGCGCUGCAGCAGCCGAGGCGGCUGUCACCUGGGUAGCCUACUCCGCCUUUGCGGCUCACCCCUUCCUCUAUGGCCUGCUGCAGCGCCCGGUGCGCUUGGCGCUGGGCCGUCUCACUCGCCGGGCACUGUCUAGGCCCCCGAAAGUCCGUAUGCCGCAGGCCUGGCACCCGCGGACACUCGUUCAGCGCCUUCAGGGACUUCGCAAGGACCCUGCCCUGGGCCCUUCCGAGGCACCAGAACAGACCCCAGAAUUGUCAGGACAGCACUCAAGUGUGCCAGAAGCCACCUGAGAGAUUUCUCCUGGACUGGAGAAGGAAGGUGGGACCAAAG
Messenger RNA from Microtus oregoni (creeping vole), 1371 nucleotides. It is a transcript of the gene Gpr62, whose product is annotated as G protein-coupled receptor 62. Gene Ontology annotation, biological process: G protein-coupled receptor signaling pathway. The transcript has a single exon. Gene Ontology annotation, cellular component: plasma membrane; signaling receptor complex; endosome. NCBI's taxonomy places the organism in Eukaryota, Metazoa, Chordata, Mammalia, Rodentia, Cricetidae. The record is from RefSeq and is a predicted model, not a curated record. Gene Ontology annotation, molecular function: G protein-coupled receptor activity. Bases 255 to 1331 code for a protein of 358 amino acids.